Molecule: messenger RNA, 695 nt
Organism: Pogonomyrmex barbatus (red harvester ant)
Lineage: Eukaryota; Metazoa; Arthropoda; Insecta; Hymenoptera; Formicidae
Source: RefSeq, a predicted model, not a curated record
GAUUGAUCCAGUAACGAAAGCCGCGGAUGAAACAUGGAAGCCAAGGCUCUGAUUAAACAGGUCGAUGAAAACCAUGGACGGCUAAUAGAUUUCUACACUAAUUGUCGCGCACGCGAUAUUUUAAAUGAAGAUUAUCAGCUUCAGCUAUUGAUUUCUUGUGUCGAUAACCUUGUAAGGUUCGACAUAACGAGAUUAUUACUAGGCAAUACUAUCGAUAGAAAUGCAAAACCGCUCGAACGUUCUUUGUUUGCUGAAGGAAGUAAUGUUUGCAUUGAAGGAAGUAAUGUUUUCAUAGUAAAUGCGCUAAUACAACAAAAGAUAAGAUCAUGCGUUCUAAAAUCAGGUGUGAAUAAACAUUAAAGCUGCAUGACGCACGAAAAUAUAUGUAACGACGAUGACGUAUUUGAGUGACGUAAGCGGAAAUAAAAAAAUGUAUAUUUAUAUCUAUGUACACAAAUGCAUUUACUGAACAAUCGCGAUAUUAUUCUAUAAUUAAAAGCAUUCAUAUUCUCCCUCAAUAUCUGCAAUAUCUGCAAAAUCUUUCGAUAUCUCUCUCAUUGUCUUAUUUGAAACAAAUAAAAAAUUGUUUUCAGAAAAGCAUUCUUAUUUUCAAGUUUGACGAAACGAGAAACAGAUUGCAAUUUAUCAAAGCUCGAUGAUUCAAGAAUGGUUCAAUAAACAUAAUUUUAUUAAUA